Molecule: messenger RNA, 1526 nt
Organism: Clarias gariepinus (North African catfish)
Lineage: Eukaryota; Metazoa; Chordata; Actinopteri; Siluriformes; Clariidae
Gene: eif4a3
Product: eukaryotic translation initiation factor 4A3
Exons: 12
Coding region: 126-1346 (406 amino acids)
Cellular component (GO): catalytic step 2 spliceosome; nucleolus
Molecular function (GO): ATP binding; mRNA binding; RNA helicase activity
Source: RefSeq, a predicted model, not a curated record
UCACUUCCGUGACACACGCGGGGUUUUCUUUGCGCAGGCUUUGCCGUGUUUGGAGCGCUACGCUAGCACUAGCUUUAUAAUCAUAGUAUUUAAUUUAUAAGAAAUAUCAGAUUUGCUUCGCAGACAUGGCGGCGGCUCCUGCAAGUGGAAGGAAGCGACUCCUGAAGGAGGAAGAUAUGACCAAAGUGGAGUUCGAGACCAGUGAAGAGGUCGACGUUACGCCAACUUUUGAUACUAUGGGCCUGCGGGAGGACCUGCUUCGCGGCAUCUACGCUUACGGUUUUGAGAAACCAUCAGCUAUCCAGCAAAGAGCCAUUAAGCAGAUUAUAAAGGGGAGAGAUGUGAUUGCUCAGUCACAGUCUGGUACCGGUAAAACAGCCACGUUUUGUGUAUCAGUGUUGCAGUGUCUGGACAUUCAGGUGCGUGAGACUCAGGCGUUAAUUUUGGCUCCAACCAGAGAGUUAGCUGGACAGAUUCAAAAGGUUCUUCUUGCUCUGGGUGACUACAUGAACGUCCAGUGCCAUGCCUGUAUUGGUGGCACGAAUGUCGGUGAGGACAUCAGGAAGCUUGACUACGGUCAGCAUGUUGUAGCAGGAACCCCUGGAAGAGUGUUUGACAUGAUCCGUCGGAGAAGUCUGAGGACCCGUGCGAUCAAGAUGCUGGUUCUGGAUGAAGCUGAUGAAAUGCUUAACAAAGGUUUUAAGGAGCAGAUUUAUGAUGUGUACCGAUACCUGCCUCCUGCAACUCAGGUGGUUUUGAUCAGUGCCACCCUGCCGCAUGAGAUCCUGGAGAUGACUAACAAAUUCAUGACAGAUCCCAUCCGCAUCCUGGUCAAGCGUGAUGAGUUGACACUGGAAGGCAUUAAGCAGUUCUUUGUGGCUGUGGAGAGAGAAGAGUGGAAGUUCGACACACUGUGUGACCUCUACGACACUCUAACCAUCACGCAAGCGGUCAUCUUCUGCAACACCAAGCGAAAGGUGGACUGGCUGACUGAGAAGAUGAGGGAGGCAAACUUUACCGUGUCCUCUAUGCAUGGAGACAUGCCCCAGAAAGAGAGAGAAUCCAUUAUGAAGGAGUUCCGAUCUGGAGCCAGCCGAGUGCUGAUCUCUACAGACGUGUGGGCCAGAGGGUUGGAUGUGCCACAGGUCUCCCUUAUCAUCAACUACGACCUGCCCAACAACAGAGAGUUGUACAUCCACAGAAUUGGUCGAUCAGGCCGUUAUGGCCGUAAGGGUGUGGCAAUCAACUUUGUCAAGAACGACGACAUCCGCAUCCUGCGUGAUAUUGAGCAGUACUAUUCCACACAGAUUGAUGAAAUGCCAAUGAAUGUGGCUGAUCUGAUCUAAAGCUGUUAUUGGAGUGAAAGACAGGAGCACCAGAAAUCUUUUUAUUUACAGUUCUUUUGUUUUGUUGUCUUUACUGUGGUCUUUUUAUGUAGAGCGAGUUACUCAUGAUGUAGAUGGAUGGAGUGAUCUCAGUAGUUAUCUGCUGUGAGGUUUUGUAAAUAAAGAAACUUUGUUGAAACA